Hydractinia symbiolongicarpus is the source of this 525-nucleotide messenger RNA. RefSeq lists its product as uncharacterized. The coding region runs from base 1 to 525 and encodes 174 amino acids. The record is from RefSeq and is a predicted model, not a curated record. The transcript has a single exon. Lineage: Eukaryota; Metazoa; Cnidaria; Hydrozoa; Anthoathecata; Hydractiniidae.
AUGCCGAUAUACUUAAAGUCGCCAGACACUAUCGAAGAAUGGAGAACCAUUGCUUUCGAAUUUGAAAAAGAAUGGAACUAUCCUAACUGUGUAGGGGCAAUUGAUGGUAAACACGUAUGCAUAGAAGCUCCAGCUAACUCUGGUUCCGCAUAUUAUAACUACAAAAAAUUUUUUAGUAUGGUUCUUAAGGGAAUAUGCGAUUCCAAGUACUGUUUCACGAUCGUCGAUAUAGGAAGUUAUGGCAGAGAUAACAAUGCGUCUAUAUUCAAUGAAAGGGAAAUAUACAACGCUAUUCAAAAUAAUUUAUUAAAUCUUCCUGAACAUAAAACAACAUCAUCGAAAUCGAAACUUCCACCAGUUUUAAUUGGAGAUGACAUUUUCGCUUUGAAACCCUGGCUCAUGAAACCAUUUCCUGGUAAAAAUCUAUCAUUUGAAGAAAGAAUAUAUAACUAUCGUCUAUCAAGAGCAAGAAGAACAAUUGAAAAUACAUUUGGUAUUCUUGCAGCAAAAUGGAGAAUAUUUUGA